Molecule: messenger RNA, 2916 nt
Organism: Zootoca vivipara (common lizard)
Lineage: Eukaryota; Metazoa; Chordata; Lepidosauria; Squamata; Lacertidae
Gene: CHRDL2
Product: chordin like 2
Biological process (GO): negative regulation of BMP signaling pathway; cell differentiation
Molecular function (GO): BMP binding
Source: RefSeq, a predicted model, not a curated record
UUUUUAGAAAUUGUGCUCCAGUGAUUCCUUGCUUUCCCUGAAGGAGGCAUUAUUGCUGAGCCCAGAGCACCUGGUUCUGCAGGCAGGACGGCUGCCUGUUCUCCCAGGUGGAUGGCCAAGAAGAACUCUGCAGGCUGAGGAUUCUGGUCUCUGCUCCUUCCAAUCUCGGUGCCCAGAAACUCUCGGUGCCCAGAGAGGCAGAUAGAUAGAUAGAUAGAUAGAUAGAUAGAUAGAUAGAUAGAUAGAUAUUGGAAUACACCUACAUUUUCCUCUUCUUUCCCUCCCUCUCUCCUGUUGUCGCAUCUUGAACGGAAGAAUGGUUGCAGAAGUCCAAGAGGUUAUUUUUUUCCUGGGAUGCUUGCUCCUUUAUUUAACUUUGGGAACCGAUGCCGAUCCAGAUGUCUCCUGCGUAUUUAACAGCAAGAAGUACAAGGCAGGGGAGAGCUGGCACCCUUACCUGGAGCCGCAAGGAGUGAUGUAUUGCAUCAGGUGCACCUGCUCUGAGGAUACCAAUGUCAGCUGCUCCCAAAUCCAGUGCCCGCCUCUUCAGUGUCCGAAUCCCAUCAGCGACCCACACCAGUGCUGUUCCAAGUGCCCAGAGCUGCUCACUCCUUCUGGGGCCCAGACGCCAGCCAAUUCCUCCUGCCGCUACAACGGCACGGCCUACCGGCAUGGAGACAUCUUCACCCACAACGAGCUCUUCCCUUCCAGGCAGUCAAAUCAAUGCACCCAGUGCAGUUGCUCGGAAGGCCACAUUUACUGUGGCCUGGUGACCUGCCCAGAGGUGCUGUGUGCCUCUCCCGAAACGAUGCCAGGCUCCUGUUGCCAAGUCUGCAGAGAUAAUUCCUUUGAGAGGUUGAUAGAAGAGCCCCAAUUAAACAGAGGCGUCAGGCACCCCCGUUACCACUGUGCGGUGGGCGCCGGGAGCAGAGGAUCUGCCGGAGCAGCUGAUCCCCCAACGGGCGCCUCGCUGGAGCUCAUCCCCAAGAACAUAAAGAAGAAAGUGGGAAGCGGAGGCACAACGGUCAGAAUUAUUCUGAAGGAGCAGAACAAAAAAGCUUGUGUGUACAACGGGAAGACCUACUCGCACGGAGAAGUGUGGCACCCAACGAUCCGCCACUUUGUGCUCCUGCCCUGCAUCCUGUGCACCUGCAAAGACGGGAGCCAGGAUUGCCGGAAGAUCACAUGCCCCAAGGAGUACCCCUGCGAGGAACCUGAAAACGUGGAAGGGAAAUGCUGUAAAGUCUGCCCAGAGGACAAAGAGACGCCCACCGAAAGCGGGGUCGAUACCACCAGAUGCCAAGUGUCCGUCUACACGUUCGUUCCGUCCUCCACCUCAGAGAACCCCAAAGAGAACUUGAGGAAGAUUGCGAUUGAGCGGGAAUCCUCGGAAGACGUCGAGAUCUACAUCUGGAAGCUGGUGAAAGGAAUCUUUCAUCUGAUCCAGAUCAAGAAGGUCAAGAAGCAAGAGUUCCGGCAAGAAGUGCAGAACUUCCGGCUGGUUUCCAGGACAAACGAAGCUUAUUGGAACACGUUCCUGGUUCAAGGCCCAGAGGCGAAGAUCUCCGAAAGUCCGGACAGAGAAAUAAAGAACUUGUAAAAGAAUUGGGGGAGGGGGGUCUAUUGAUAUUAAUAUAUAUGGGGGAAAGUUGCAUUAUUGAGUAAACAAUCGCCGCAGAAACAGGAAAGACAAUCGACAACCAGCUUUAUGAAAAUGCCAGCAAAUUAACCUCAUGGCAACGAGGACGACCAAUAUGGCCGCUUGACUUCAACGCUCCAGAUCCUGCCGGUGCAACCAGCCUUUCCAAAUGCUGCAAGAGUGAAUGGAUGGCCCUUUCACCUGCUUCCUGCUUGGGUGAGGGGGGGGUUGAGACCAGGAAAGAUGCUUUAACCCUUUAGGGGAGACUGAAGGGCUGCCGCUUCUCAUUGAGCAUGUAGGGAACAGUCGCCAUAGAGCUUUGAUUCUGCUGUUGCACCAACUCUUCUGGGAUAGCAAAGGGCAUGUGUCGGAUAGGAAGAGGGUUUCCGUUGCAGAAACGGAAUAUUUUGCAUUUGCCUCCCAGCCGCCCUGUAGGAGUCUCUGCGUCGCUCGAGGUUUUGGGUACAGCCAAGAAUUGACGAAUCUGCAAACUCCAAGUGCUGUCAUCCGAUGCUGGAAUUUGAAAUCUGAAUUCAGGAAGUGGAACAGGCAUUCCACAAUUCAAAUGAUCUCCCCUGGAUACUUUGACAAACUACACUUUAAAAAGCCCACUUUCCUUCGGCCUCUCAUUUGAAUUUUGAAUGUAAGCCUUAUGUCAAGUGCUUUUUGUUUCGUUUGGCUGCAGGAGGGGAAAGGGUGUCUGGCGCAAAGGUUGCCCCAAAUUUCUCCACCUUGAUGGUCCACAAACUCAUCCCCGCUUCCCCGGCUACCUUACCCUAGGGAAAGCGUUCUUCAGAGAAGCAGUUUGCACAACCCACCAAGGAAGAUAAUAACACAACAAUAGCAAUUGCACAUUUAUUCCAAAGUCAAUUGAAAUCUAUUUAGUUUAUUAUUAUUAUUUAUUAAAUUUGUAUACCGCCCUUCAUCCAUAGAUCUCAGGGCGGUUCACAGCAUAAAAGCACAAGAUAAAAAUAGCAAAUACAUAGCAAAGCAAAACAAUAACCGCCCUCCCGCCGCCACCCCCCCAUUAGCAAAAUGGAUGAACUACACACACACACACACACACACACACACACACACGCUUUUCAGAUAUAUACAUUUCACUCAUUUUUCAAUCAGUUCGACAUUUUAAAACUUUGUUUCCUUCCCCCUUUUUCUGAGGUUCCUUCAAUUUAUUUUUAAUAUCUUUUGCAUAUCCAAAUUAGCAAAAUGGAUGAACUUGACCCACUGAUACCAGUUUUUCAAAGUCUGAUGGGAUACACACCGAUGCCGCUAGC